CCAGCCUGGAUGUGGACAUGGCGUCGGCCCGGUUAGAGACCAGCGUCCUGCAGGAGGAGCUCACCUGCCCGGUGUGCCUUGACCUUUACCGCGACCCCUUCCUGCUUCCCUGCGGCCACAACUUCUGCAAGACCUGCCUCGACCGGCUGAAGCGGCAGGCGGAGCGCGGCAGGUUCCGCUGCCCCGAGUGCCGCGACAGCCACCGCUGUACCACCAGCUUCCAGAAGAACUUCAAACUCGCCAAUAUUGCCGACGACUACCGCCUCAGGCGCAGAGCCACGGCCGAAUCUGCCUCAGGUGUGAAACCCAGAGGAUUGCCGGCGUCCUCUGGGAGUGUGUGUGUGGUGCCGUGUGACUACUGCCCGUCGGCGGAGGCGCCGGGCGCCAGCGGUGAGGGCGACGCCUCCUCUGCUGCUGCUGUUUCUCAUGAAGGAGACGGAGCUGCCGCUGCUGGUGCUGCUGCCGCUGCCGCUGGUCCCGCUGCCGCUGCCGCUGGGUCGAUGUUUGCGGUGAAGACGUGUCUGAAGUGCGAGGUGUCGAUGUGCCAGGAGCACGUGAAGCCACACCUGGAGCUGCCGGCGUUCUGCGAGCAUCCGCUGACGGAACCCAUCUUCGACUUCUGGAAGAGGAAGUGUCCAGCGCACGAUGAGAUCUACAGGUACUACUGCAUGGACGACAAGGUGUGUGUGUGUAACGCCUGCACCAUAGAAGGAGAACACUCAGGACACACUAUGAAGACCCUGAAGAACACAAUGAAAGAUCUCAAGCUCACACUGGACAAGCAGCUGUACCGGGUGGAGAGGAAGCACAGCAUGGCGGAGAAGAAACUGCAGGAGCAGCGGGAGAAGGAGAGACAGAACAAGAAGUUCACGGACGACUCGGAGCAGUGCCUGAACCGACUCGGCGAGGAGAUGAAGGCCAAGGUGCUCGUCUUCGUCGGCCGCCUGCGGGACUGCACGCGCUCUCAGUGCGACACCAACGGGCUCGCCAUCCAGAAGAACAUCUCCAGGAUCUCUCAGGACCAGGCCCGGCUGCAGGAGGCUCGCUGCGGCCUGGAGGUCCUGGCGCAGGAGAACGAUCCCUUCCGCUUCAUCGAGGCGUACAAGACGACAGGGAAACAGUGCCGUCGGCAGCUCAGGAGAAACAUGUUCUACCCAGAAUACGUUGACAUGGAGACGGAGGUUCUCGUAUCGAUGAUGGAAGAAGAAAUGAGGAAGUUCCUGGACGAAGAACUCCAGUGUAGCAUCGUUGCCGCCUUAAAUUCCUUGUGUCAUCUAACAGAACUUGAGGAAGAGGAGGAGCAGGAUGAGAUGGAGGAAGAGGCGGCAGAGGAGGAAGACGAUGACGAUGUCCUCAACGACAGCAGCGAGGAGGACAUGAGGAGCGAGGGCGAGGUGGAGGAAGACGAGGAGGAGGAGGAGGAGGAUGAAGAGGAAGGACCCAACCAGAGGGAGCUGGCAGAUGAUCUUUACAGUCCGGAGGAGGAGGAGGAGGAGGAGGAGGACAGUGAUGAGGAAGGAGAGGAUAUAGAAUGGGGCGAGGGGGAGGAGGAAGAGGAGGAGGAGAGAGUGGUUUAACCGAGGAUGUGAUUUGUUUACAUAUAUUUUUCCACCUUCUUGAAGCACUUUGACUUUGACACUCGGCUUCGGGUGAGUGCAGCAGAUGUUCCCACAUCUCUCUGAAUGUCCCACUGACAGAACAGCUUCCACAGCAAGCUGAGAUCCACGUGAGGGGGCGGAGCUGAGAUCCACGUGAGGGGGCGGAGCUGCGAUUCAGCCGGAUUCAGAUCCAACUGGGAGAGAAUCUCACGUCAGACCUGUGGUGCAAACUGACUAAAACCUGAAGGAGACACGUGAUGCUCUGAAUGUGUUUCACCUGGACAUGAGCAGAAUGAGUCUCCUUCUAUAAAGUGUUUUUACAUCAGUAGAUAUUUACACAUGCAGAUGAAUGUAUAUUAACAGAAUGUGAUUUAAGAGUGAAUUUAGAAAACAAGUGGUAUAAGUUUUAUUUAGAUUAAUUUCCAGUCCUGGAUGCACAAAUAUCUGAAUUCCUUGGGUUUCCCAUGAGAAGCCUUUUCCAUCAGAAUCCUCGAAAACGGCUCAAAGAUUCGACCCUGAGAAGAUAUUUGAUUUGAUUUGAAUUUGAUCCGAUGCAUCAGACGACUGAGGCGUGGGAAUCGCUUAGUUCACGUCCGACUUGAACAUUGCAAACCAAAGAGUGAGGAUGUACUUUUAAUAAAUGUGUUUGCUUGGCAUGACGUUAACCUAAGUUACAGUUAACAUUGGCUCUGGGAUGACUUUUGCUUUUCAUAAUUCAUUGUGCUUUAAAAAGAGGUGAUGCAUUGUUUAAGAUAUUGUUAAUUAUUCCUAUGCACUCUUCAUAUAUUAUUCCUACAAUAUCAGUUUCAGGUGAUGUGGAAUUUUGCACUUUAUUACAAAAAAAAACCUGCUUUGUUGGGCCUGAAACUUUUGAAUGUGAAAAGCUGAUUUUUAUUUUGAUAUGAGUGAUUUUGUGAGCGGCCAAACAAAAACCAUUCAUAUAUAAAAAUGAAGCUUGCUGAAAACUGGUUGAUGGGGGAGUUGCCUUUUUGUUACAGUGUUUAUGAAAUAUGUGCACAAUUAAACUGUGGUUGGAU
Molecule: messenger RNA, 2635 nt
Organism: Limanda limanda (common dab)
Lineage: Eukaryota; Metazoa; Chordata; Actinopteri; Pleuronectiformes; Pleuronectidae
Exons: 7
Coding region: 18-1577 (519 amino acids)
Molecular function (GO): zinc ion binding
Source: RefSeq, a predicted model, not a curated record